Colius striatus (speckled mousebird) is the source of this 3353-nucleotide messenger RNA. It is a transcript of the gene PEX11A, whose product is annotated as peroxisomal biogenesis factor 11 alpha. The record is from RefSeq and is a predicted model, not a curated record. Lineage: Eukaryota; Metazoa; Chordata; Aves; Coliiformes; Coliidae. Gene Ontology annotation, biological process: regulation of peroxisome size; peroxisome fission. Gene Ontology annotation, cellular component: peroxisomal membrane. Bases 26 to 763 code for a protein of 245 amino acids. The transcript is spliced from 3 exons.
CGGCGGCCGCCGCCCCGCCGCCGCCAUGGAGGGCUUCGUGGAGUUCACCAACCGCAGCCAGGGCCGCGACCAGCUGUUCCGAGCCACUCAGUACACAUGCAUGUUGCUUAGCUAUUUAAUAGAGCGUAAGGCUGAUAAAAAGAAGCUGGUAAUGAAACUCAAGCAGUUGGAAUCUAGCAUGAGCUCUGGCCGGAAAAUGUUCAGACUGGGCAACAUGGUGCACGCCUUGGUGGCAGCCAGGAGAACGACACAGCUGCCAGAUGCAGUUCCUCGCCUCUGCCUGACGGCCUCCAACGUGACCCGUGCCCUGUACUUCGUGUGCGACGCGGUGCUGUGGCUGAACAGCAUCGGGCUCCAUCCUGACAUCAAUAAGCCCAAGUGGCGCAGUUGGGCUACCAAGUGUUACUACUUUUCAAUCCUGAUGAAUCUAGCCAGGGACUGGUAUGAAGUCUCCUGGAGGCUGGAACAAGCUGUGCAGGAAAAAAAGAAGAAGGAGAAUUUCUCUGGGGACAGACACUAUCAGGAACUCGGCUGUGUGAGGUGUGGCGGUACACACGGCUUUCUCCUCCUGCUGUUUCAGAUACUGAAAAGACAUCCUCCUUUGCUGCUGGACUUGGUGAAGAACCUCUGUGAUCUCUCAGGUCCUUUAGAUACAUUAGGGAUCUACAAGACCAACCCAGGAGUGAUAGGUUUUUGUGGUGUCCUCUCCUCCUUGGUGGGGAUCCUCACAUUAGCAAGCCCACAUCUGAAGCUGAAACAGUGACACAAAAGGAGCUGCUCAGCCAGCAGCGAGUCAACAGCUCUGAUCCUGAUAGGUUUUUAUCCUCCAUAUGGCACUUUCAAAAUGAACAUGUCUCACAGUAACCUCAGGUUAAUUUAGUCCUCUGAAUAAUCAAAUUCUGUCCUUUUUUUUCCCCUUUCCUAUGUCUUUGCAGGUGAGUUUGGUGCCAUGACACACUCAUUGUUGGAGCAGAGAUGGGAGAAGGCAGAGUAAUAUUUCACAGAAGCGGGACAUAGCUGCUAGAUAAGGAAAUACUAAUGUUCUUCUGUUUUAACACAGGGUUGUGAAAGAGCUGCAUAGACAAGUCUAAUAGGUAUAUGACUCAUAACUAAUCAUGUUUACACUGGAGAGCUGGAAUUUAACAUUCAAAGGUUCCUUCCUACAGUCAGAUUUUCCAUAGUGGGCUCAGGCAGGUUAGGAGCUGCAGAGAAAGUCAAGCAUGAGUGUUCUGGUGGGUUUGGGUUGCUGGAUCCUGAUGUCUGUAGGGAGGGAUCUGAAUGCAGUGUGAUACUAACUGAAGGAUGAUGUGAUCUGACCUUCCCGUGAUCUCUGGUGGCACUGGACCUGUAGCCUAGUGAAAGCCAACUUGUGAUGAAAUGAGCACUUUCUUUUUUCCUUCAAUAAUGUGAGUCAAGGACCACUGGGCACUGAGCCUGACUUCUCCAGCAGGCCAUGGCUGAGGGUUUUGGUGAAGGACAGCAUGUGGAAGAAGCUUGCCUGAGUGCUGAUGAUGCUGUGAUUUGUAGGGAGCUGGGUUUCCAAAGCUGUGAAUCUGGAACUACUCAGAAGCGCUCAAUUUCCCAUUACACAUGCACCUUAACUCCCAAACCCCUGUGAUUCCAAGUACAACAGUUUUGCAUUAAUCAUACUGUGAUAAGGAGCUUGUUUUGCUAUUUUAAGUGAAAAAUUCCAGUAUAAUAAGGAGCUUUGGGACUUGCAGUUAAGGAGAGAAGCCUGGCUCAGAGCUCGUUGAGUCAGAGAAGCUGGAAGGGUGUGUUUCUAGUUGGGUAAGGUCCCAGAGAGAAGGGAAGGGAAUGGAGUUGGUCGUGAUCGUAUCAGAAUCCCCUGUGGGAAGAAAAGCUUAUUACUGGAUUUGGGCAUUCAUGGUUUAGAUUUUCCUGUCUGGUCUUCCCUGUCCUCCCUCUUGUGUCUUCCCCCCACCCUCCCCGUGGUUGGAUAGGUUCUACCAUCUGAAAGUGCCUGCAUGAUUGCUCAUCACAUACCUCCCUGGGAAUGAUGGCAUGGCAGUGAAGUCUAGGUUAAAAGAGAAAUACUGUCCAGCUGUCUAAUAUGCCAUGCAGUACUAGUUCUGACAUCAUCUGAUUAAAAUUUGAUAGGAGACUACAUAGGAGAUAAAAUCACCCUUUUUCUUCAUCAGUCAGACCUGCGUGUCCUGCUGCUUUUUGGUGCAAGGACUCUUUGUUUAAUCUGUCAGGAGAUGUGAACAGAGAGUACUCUAAACUGACCCAAGGUACUCCUAUUAUUUCUGGUGCUGUCUUAAAACAGAAAUUAAAAGGUGCUGGUCUGUUUUAUCAAAAGGCAGAGGCUGUGGAAUUGAGCAGGCAUGCUAAGGCAGUGCCCUAGUUUACCUCAAGUCAUUGUGGUCAGGCUUGGAAUUCCUUGCAGUUGAAAUCUGAAGUGUUGGCCUGCCAAUUAAGGGUUUGGAGAAAAAAAACCAAAAAGAGGUUGCUGGGCAGGGUAAUUAAAUGUGCUUGAAGACCAAACUGGGCCUGCAGCAGCUCUUCUUUUGAAUAUGGGAAUGAAUACCAUUAAAAGUAGAGCAGAGAGGCAGCUCAGACCAUAAUGGACCAUACCCCAUCUGGGGUAUGUUGUCUUCAAGGGCUUCUCCUUUUUAACAGUGGAAUUUUUGUUGUUUCUUUACUAUGGAGCUCCUGGCAAUAUAGAGCCCACCCCUCCCUUGGUCAGGUUUGAUCUUUAUCUGUGUGUGUAGCAUCCUCUGUAUGGAAGGAAGAGGAGCCUUCAUGAUCUGACAGUGGAGGUUUGGCCACGGGAUUUUGUCUUCUUGCACAAAAAGCAGGUGUGUUGAAUUCCUCUCAUGGGAGCUCUCAGAUACAAACUACUUCUUGCACUGGUUUGCAAACUGAUUUCUCUUUCUCUUGUAUUUGGUGGGGAAAGGGAUUCAUACAGUGAUGUGUCCCCCCCUGCCCUCCAGCCAGCUGCACCUCCCCGUGCCCCACCGAGGGAGAGGGGUGACUUUUCCCUUGUGCUAGGCAAACACUGUGCAAAGCCAUGAGCCAGCCUUUGAUGUUUCUCCUGGCAUGGAGUAGCAAGUACAGGCAGUGGGUUUUCAGCCUGUCUCAGCCUUACCUGUCCCAUGCUAUGUGACAUGGGUUGGAGCAUACAGGAGUAACUCUCUUGACUGAAUGUUAAGCACUAAUAUUUGCCUUCUGCUCCCCCAGCUGGAGGCUACCAGUUUCAUGUACCUUAACAUGGUGUGACUGAAGCCAUGGUAGAAUCAUGACUGUAUGGAGACAAUCCUUUCAGUGCCAUAUUUUUGUACCUGUUUCUACUACAGCAGUUGCAGUCAGGACAGCUGCUUGGACACGAGCAA